This is a messenger RNA of Lodderomyces parapsilosis, 1776 nucleotides long. It is a transcript of the gene ILV3, whose product is annotated as dihydroxy-acid dehydratase. Bases 1 to 1776 code for a protein of 591 amino acids. Lineage: Eukaryota; Fungi; Ascomycota; Pichiomycetes; Serinales; Debaryomycetaceae. Gene Ontology annotation, molecular function: dihydroxy-acid dehydratase activity. Gene Ontology annotation, cellular component: mitochondrion. Gene Ontology annotation, biological process: branched-chain amino acid biosynthetic process. The transcript has a single exon. The record is from RefSeq and is a predicted model, not a curated record.
AUGAGUUUCAGGUGUUCAUCACAGAGAUGCAUACGAAGCCUCUCUUCUAGUGCUACUAGAUGCGAAAAGAAACUAAACAAAUAUUCAUCUAUUGUCACUGGCGAUCCAUCGCAGGGGGCUUCUCAAGCGAUGCUUUAUGCCACUGGAUUCAGUGAUGAGGAUUUCAAUAGGGCUCAAAUUGGUGUUGGGUCGGUUUGGUGGUCAGGUAAUCCGUGUAAUAUGCAUUUAAUGGAUUUGAACAAUGCGUGUGCUGAUUCAGUUAACAAGGCCGGGUUGAAAGCCAUGCAGUUUAAUUCGAUCGGGGUAUCUGACGGUAUUACCAAUGGUACUGAAGGUAUGAAGUAUUCUUUACAAUCGAGGGAAAUUAUUGCUGAUUCGUUUGAAACAAUGACUAUGGCACAAUUGUAUGAUGGUAAUAUUGCCAUCCCCAGUUGUGACAAGAAUAUGCCCGGGGUGUUGAUGGCCAUGGGAAGACACAAUAGACCAUCUAUAAUGGUUUAUGGUGGUACUAUCUUGCCAGGGUCUCCCACAUGUGGCGGAAGCAAGAGUAAUCCUGCUAUUGCUGACAAGAUUGAUAUCAUUAGUGCAUUCCAAAGUUAUGGACAAUACUUGUCAAAGCAAAUCACGUUGGAAGAGAAGCAAGAUAUCGUUCAACAUGCAUGUCCUGGACCUGGUGCUUGUGGUGGUAUGUACACUGCAAAUACCAUGGCAUCGGCUGCUGAGGUUUUAGGUUUAACUUUACCAUAUUCGUCAUCAUCACCGGCUGUGUCCAAGGAAAAAGCCAACGAAUGUGCAUCAGUUGGUGAAGCUAUGAAGAACUUAUUGAUUAAAGAUUUGAAACCAAGGGAUAUCAUCACCAAGAAAUCGUUUGAAAACGCCAUCACGUACAUUAUCAUCACUGGUGGUUCAACCAAUGCCGUAUUGCAUUUGAUUGCCAUUGCCUCGUCAUUUGAUAUUGAGCUUACUGUUGAUGAUUUCCAAAGAAUUAGUGACUCUACUCCAUUGCUCGCUGAUUUCAAACCAUCGGGUAAGUACGUUAUGGCUGACUUGCAAGCUAAAGGAGGUACACCAGCAGUUAUGAAGUACUUGGUUGAAGAAGGAUUACUUGAUGGAUCACAAUUGACGGUAACUGGAAAGACGAUUUCGGAGAACUUGGCUGACUUGCCAGGAUUACCAGCUGAUCAAGAUAUUAUCCACUCUAUUUCCAACCCAUUGAAACCAAGUGGUCAUUUACAAAUCUUGAAAGGUACGUUAGCCCCAGGAUCUGCUGUGGCCAAAAUCACUGGUAAAGAAGGAACUUAUUUCAAAGGUAAAGCCAGAGUAUUCAAUGAAGAGUAUGCCUUCAUUAGAGCUUUGGAAGCAGGUGAGAUUAAAAAGGGGGAAAAGACUGUUUGUGUUAUUAGAUACGAAGGACCAAAAGGUGGACCAGGUAUGCCGGAAAUGUUGAAACCAUCUAGUGCAUUGAUGGGUUAUGGGUUGGGACAAGAUGUUGCUUUGAUUACCGAUGGUAGAUUUUCUGGUGGAUCGCAUGGGUUUUUGAUUGGCCAUGUUGUUCCUGAAGCUGCUGAAGGUGGGCCCAUUGGUCUUGUUGAGGAUGGCGAUGAGAUUGUUAUUGAUGCUGAGAAUAAUAUUAUUGAUUUAUUGGUUUCGGAAGAAGUUUUGGCCAAGAGAAGAGAGCAAUGGACUCCACCGGAACCAAGGUACAAGAGGGGAACCUUGUUUAAGUAUGCCAAAUUGGUUAGCGAUGCUUCCAAAGGGUGUGUUACUGAUGUUUAA